Messenger RNA from Doryrhamphus excisus (bluestripe pipefish), 4732 nucleotides. The record is from RefSeq and is a predicted model, not a curated record. Lineage: Eukaryota; Metazoa; Chordata; Actinopteri; Syngnathiformes; Syngnathidae.
GGACCCCCAUGAGGAUAAGCGGCAUAGAAAAUGAAUGAAUGUUAAUGUUUCCACAUUUCAAUUGUCCAUGUAAAGAGAAUUAGGCUGUGUUGUUGGUCCAGAAGGACGGCGCCCUCUGUGUGGGUCAAGGAAGCAGAGGAGAGGCUCGGAGCGACAGGCUGAACGGAGAGACACACAAGGAGGAAGAAGCCCUGUCCUCUCGUUCCAUCACACGUCUCAUCACUUUAGCCGUCUGGCUGGGGCCUAAAGUGACUUUGCUGUGAUGCGAGCACCACAAAGCGGCUGUGACGCCAGGACCACUCGGACUUUUGAAAGAGAGGAUUUUGUUCAGCUACCCAGAUGAACAACAGGAAGGAGGACAUGGAGAUCUCCUCUCACUAUCGUCAGCUCCUGCGAGAGCUCAACGAGCAGAGGCAACACGGCAUCCUCUGUGACGCCUGCGUCAUUGUAGAUGGAAAGAUCUUCAAGGCCCACAAGAACGUCCUUCUGGGCUCCUCACGCUACUUCAAGACACUUUACUGCCAGGUUAAGAAAGGGGCGGAGCCUCACCACCAGACGACAGUCACUCACCUGGACAUUGUGACCGCCACGGGCUUCAAAGCCAUCCUGGACUUCAUGUACUCCGCCCACCUCGCUCUCACCAGUAAGAACGUCAUUGAGGUGAUGUCAGCCGCUAGCUACCUGCAGAUGACGGACAUUGUCCAGGCGUGCCACAGCUUCAUCAAGGCUGCCCUGGACAUCAGCAUCCGCUCCGAGAUGGCAGACGAACUAUCAGACUUUGAAAUGGGAGCUGUGGCCGCAUCAGGCGUAGGAGGUGCUGGGGGCAGCGGAGGAGUUGGGAUGCCAGGAGCAGGAGGAGUAGCGGGAGCGAGCUUAGGAGGAGGUGGGAUCGUGGGCAUGGCCUCGGAAGCCCUCGCCUCCAUCAUGUCCGGUCGCAGCACCUCCCCCUGGCUGGCGCGCCGCACCAGUCCUGCCAACUCCUCUGGGGACUCGGCUAUUGCCAGCUGCCACGAGGGAGGUAGCACUUAUGGCAAGGAGGACCAAGAACCCCCCAAGAGCCACGAGAGCCAGGAGGAAGCUUGCCAUGACUCCCAGCCUGCUUGGCUGCACGACUACAGGCCCGUCAGCGUCAAAGAGGAACAGGUGUCCCCCGCCUCGUCCUUGCAUCCCAGGGACACCCCCAGGGGUGCAGCCCAGAGCCAAAGGGAUCAGCUGGCGGGGGGCGCCAGUGCAGGUGGAGACGGACCCUGGCAGCCCUUAAAAGGGUCAGGGCGGAGGAAGAACAGGAAGAACAAGGACACGGUCAGACAUAUAACCCAACAGGCUGAGAGGAACUGGGACCGGGAGCGGGACAGGGAGCGAGACCGGGACAGUCGGCCCGGCUCUCCUCUGCCAACCAUGCUGGCUGUGGCCGGCUGGAACUACAACGGACAGGAUAUUUCAGGCGCAGAUGUGACCGAGCCCAACAGCUCAGACAGCCGCGGCGAACGCCUAGACUUUUUCCUCAAACAGGAAGAGGCUCUGGCGGCGGAGCCGGGCUUCCUGGGUACCAACGAAUCAGAGGAGGCGAGCAGAGGAGGAGGAGGAGGAGGAGGAGGCGGCUGUGGGACAAUCUCGUCGGUAGCCAACCUGAAGGCGGCGUUGAUGAGUAAGAACAGCUUGCUGUCACUGCGGGCUGAGAUGAUGGGAGAUGAUAACCCCCUGCUCUAUGAGUACCUCCCCAAGGGAGGACACUCCCUUUCUUGGCUCCACUCCAACAACUACUGCAGCACACUCCGGCCGGGGGCCACGGGGGCCACGGGGGCCGCAGGGGCCGCAGGGGCCGCUAUUCAUAACAAACAGGGGGCUGGCUCCUCUCCUGCUCCUACUCUUCUUCCUCCUCAUCUUCCAUCAACACCACCACCAUCAUCAUCAUCAACAUCAUCCUACCGCCCACCCUCUCCACGGCACCCCACCGAGCCCCGGCCCCUGGAGGCCACCGGUUUGCGGGCGGGGGCAUCCGGGCUGCACUCAGACACCCUGGACAUGGAAGUAGAAGAGGCCCCCGAGGGCCUGGCGCCCUCCACCCUGCCUGAGGAUGGUGGGAAAGACAAGGACGAAGUGAAGGACUACAACGCAGCUUUGGAAGGCGCCCGGUCUCCUAUGGGGAGGGAUCAGAUGGCCAAAGGGACUUUAACAGCGCCGACAUUCGUUGCGGGCAAAGGGACUAAAUCAGGGGUCCGACCAGAGCCCGGUGCCUGGAACUCGCAGGGGUUUUCCUGCUCCCUGUGCAAGCGGCUGUUCAACAGUCUGGAAGAUCUGAGGGAGCACGAGUACGGCCACACCUUGUCGCUCAUGGCGAUGUCCCUGGACUGGUCGGGCAUCCACAGUUCCUUCAACCAACCCCGCCAUCAGCCCCAGUCCCAGUUUCUGCACUACCCGGAGUCUCUGUAUCGCACCGCGAUGGCCGAGGCCGCCCCGGCACGCUACCUCUGCUCGCAGUGUCCGGCCAGUUUCACCCUCAAGUCCAACGCCGACCGCCACGAGAAGACCAUCCACUUCAAGAAGAAGCUCAUGCAGUGUGUGUACUGUUUGAAGUAUUUCAGGGACCGCACAGACCUGCACAGGCACCUCUCCUCGGUCCACUCCAAGGAGAGGGACCACAUCUGCCCGGCCUGCGCCAAGUCCUUUAGCACCCAGAAGAACCUGGCCACCCACGUUAAAGUCUGCUGCCAGGUGGGGGCCGGGCCGGGGGGCAGCAGUGGCAUGGAAACGUCUCAGGGUGGGGUUGAACUUCCUUUAUGGAGGCUUUCUGAACAGGUGGAAGUUGAAAGUAACCGUAACGUCGUGGAUGUGGAGAACUGAGUCAUAUUUAUCCAAAUCCACUUCAUUUAUUGAACACGUUUUAUAUUUAUCCAAAUUCAUUUAUUUCCAUUUAUUGAACACGUUUUACAUUUAUCCAAAUUUUUUUUUUGUUUUAUCAACAGUUUCCAAAGUCCUGCACAGACUAGAAAAAUAAAAUACAAUAAAUAAAAGUACAAAUUGAAUUUAAUCCAAAACUAAAAGAUCAAAUCAGAAAUAAAAUAGUAAAAUAGAUAUUAAAAUAUUAAAAACAAGAAGCAAAGCAAUUAAAGUAUAAGAAAUAAAAAGAAAGAACUAAAAGACUUAGGACCCAACGACUCACUACGAGUUAAAAGCCAGAGAAUAAAAUUGUGUUUUAAGACGAGACUUAAAGCUUUCGAUGUUGGGGGCCUUUUUUACUCGGAGGGGGGGGUCCCAUAGCUUGGGGCCAAACACAGAAAAGACCUGGUCUCCUCUGGUCCCCCCUGGUCUUAAGUCUCGUCCUGGGCACCACAAGUUGGAGCUGGCCCUCGGACCUCAGUGACCAUGCUGGAGAUAUUUCGAGGCAGCGGCCCAUGCCACUAAUAGGAUGGGAAAUUAUUUUUGAACAACUCGAACUUGAACAACGACGGUAAGACGGUAGUUUAAUUUCGUUGGGAAAAUCGUCUACUCAAAGCUCGUCUUAUUGAAUGUGCUGAAUUUAGGUUUUCCGUAGUUCAGAUCAGGACUGAUAAGACUAGUUUGCAGCGCCGGGUGAGAAGACAGUACAGCUGAGACGUAUAAGCGACGGGGUCCACAACCAAAACCACAUAAUCCUCCAUAAGUUCCUCUGAAUCAGCUGAAGAAGCCCAACUCCAACAGUUCAAGUCCGCCAGGCUUCUCCACGGCUCAGCACUCUACCCAACCACACCACCUGCAGGACACUGAGUGUACUGCAAGCCGUGGGCACACACGCACUUUGAAAUAAGAUGCUUUAAAAUGUCAAUUCAGGAGAACGUUGAUGUUUGCGUUGUUGACCCGGAGGAGGAGGUCCAGUAGGAGUCGCUAGUGUUACGUAAUAAGCUGGACCCCCGUCACACGUCGCUAACGGAAGGGCGGAGCUCCACAGGACAAAGCCAGCUAAAACAAUAGCGGUGGGAGUCAGGUGGGGGUUGGGUGGUGUCAUCUUCUGUCGUCCAUCUUGGCUGGACUUCUUAGCCGCACAGAAUCAGCCAAUGAUUGGUUCUUCAUGACAACGGGCCUCUUUAACCCUUGACCCUUCCACUGAGGAAAUGAGCACGGAGGGGGGGGGGGCGUGCCCUUUAAAGCGUAUGAUUGUAGCCAUGCAGGAACAUCAGAGUGGUCCCGACCAGAAGAAAGGAAAAGGCUGCAUGAAGAAGCAAAAGGCAGACAUUGGUCGGAGCGCGUCUGCAGGAUAUUGGACCAGGCUUUAUUAAAUCCACACUGCUGUCUGCCAAAGAUUUUCUCCCGAGACCUUACAGCGAACCUUUACUCUGUAACUUGAAAGCAACAUCUCAAACCAGAAUCUCAAACAUCUCAGACGACCGCCUUGCCGUCAUUUGCACCCGUGAUGAUGGCAAAGACCACGGAUCUUCUGAAUGAGCUUCACGCCAGCCAGUAGAAGCUGAGUCAGCUUCAUUGUGGGACUGAUGCCCUUUCUUUCCACACCAGCCCCCCUCCCUUCAGACCUGAAUUCCCCUUCCUCAGGUAGCACUCGGUGUCCUGAGCGUUGAGAGAAGUCGGGAGUUAAUCAGGAAGCGGAUCCAUGGGAAUGGCUUUUUUAAAAAAGUGCAUCCUGUACAGUAUAUAUUUUGCUAUGAAUAUUCAAGAUGUAUUACUCUUUGAAAAAGGUGCUGUAAAAUAAUAAGAUGUACUUUUACAAUACUGCAAUUAAACUAUGAAAACAUGGCGA